This is a messenger RNA of Spodoptera littoralis (African cotton leafworm), 579 nucleotides long. Lineage: Eukaryota; Metazoa; Arthropoda; Insecta; Lepidoptera; Noctuidae. The record is from the annotation of a GenBank genome assembly.
AUGGAGGACGCUACGGUGCCUUUGCAUCUUGAGCCGUUUCAGCAUGGUGAAGUGUCCGACAAAAGGAUUUGGAUCGGAAAUCUUGACACCAGAGUUAAUGAGUAUCAACUACUGAAACUGGUUCGUGCGUAUGGGAACAUUGAGAAGUUUGACAUGCUGUUUCAUCGGAGUGGUCCCAAUGCGGGACAGCCACGGGGGUUUGCGUUUGUUACGUUCAAGCUGAGGCAGGAUGCCAUUAAAGCCAUGAACUCACUCAACGGUCAGAUGCUUGGAACAAAGAGGAUAAGCGUCAAGUUUGCUAAGAACACUGACGAACAAGAGAAACCAAAACCAGAACUUGGCAUAGCAGUUCUAGCAGGUGCUAAACCAGAGCUCAAGUUAAGCAAAAAGACCGCUAUCCAGUCCAUAGAGGCCAAACUAAAAAUGAUGGAGAAUAUGAAGGCAGGUGAUGACUUUGUAGUCAAUAAGUUAGCUGCAAACGAGGCACCAGUCAUUGCACAAUAUCAGACUAAACAGUAUCAACCACAGAAAUCUGUUUCCUCCUUUAGAAGAAGACAUCCGUAUCAUAAAAAAAGAUAG